Molecule: messenger RNA, 195 nt
Organism: Trichomonas vaginalis G3
Lineage: Eukaryota; Parabasalia; Trichomonadida; Trichomonadidae
Product: protein of unknown function, DUF4106 family
Exons: 1
Coding region: 1-195 (64 amino acids)
Source: RefSeq, a predicted model, not a curated record
AUGGACACAGACACAGGCAUGCACCAAAACCAACACAACAACCAACACAACAACCAACAGUUCAAAACACUGCACCACAACCAACAGUUCAAAACACUGCACCACAACCAACAGUUCAAAACACUGCACCACAACAACCACAAACAGAGCAAGGACAUAAAAGAAGUAGAGAACAAGGAAACCAAGAAUUCUUAA